Macrobrachium nipponense is the source of this 2884-nucleotide messenger RNA. Its product is annotated as thioredoxin domain-containing protein 11-like. The transcript is spliced from 15 exons. The coding region runs from base 41 to 2851 and encodes 936 amino acids. Lineage: Eukaryota; Metazoa; Arthropoda; Malacostraca; Decapoda; Palaemonidae. The record is from RefSeq and is a predicted model, not a curated record.
UCAAGAUGAUAACCCCAAUGUGUUAAGCAAUGGUACGGGGAUGCCUGGAGUAGAGGAAGAGGGAGGUACCGAAAGAAAUGACACAGAGCCAUCCUCGGUAGUGCCUGAAAGGGAAGAGGAAGAGAGGAUAUUGAGAAAAGAAGAGGAGGCGGACUUGAGUGACUACAAGGGAGCGGAGGAGGCUGAGGAGGGAGGCGGGACGGACUCCUCUGAUUCGCCUUCUCGUGUUAAUGGUGUAUCAUCAUCUGGGCCUUCUGUGCAGGGUGCAGAUCCACCAACUGACGCCUUGCAAAGUAAACUAGACAAACUUUCUGCUUAUCUUGGCCCGAGGAUAAUGGUUGCCCUUAAAGUCUCCUGCCUUUUGUUGACUGUCGUCGUCAUUAUUCAAAGCAGCUCUUGGGCAUUAUCAUCAGAAGGAAGUCCACUUGUGAAGUCAUCUACACCUUUUUUCCCACGACAUUCCCUUAUAUCUGACUUUUACUCUGGUGAUGUCGGUGCUCUCACUGAACGUCUCUUAACAGCAGACCUGUCUUUUGUUGUAUAUUAUGCACCUUGGGAUAGAGAAUCACAAAUUCUUCGAUGGGAGAUAGAAAAAGUGGCUCGUUAUUACCAUGAACAGAUUUACUUUGCGGCAAUUAAUUGUUGGCAUCCAAGAUCAGAAUGUAAAACAAAGUACAAGAUUCGAAUCUUCCCUGCAUUGAUACUACAUGUACGGUCCCUAUCUGGCUUAGAGACAAAGGCCAUAGCUUAUGGUGGACCCAAGGAUGCUGGACACAUCAUACGAUUCCUUUCUCGGACUUUGCGUCCACUUUCCCAUGUUAACAGUAAUGCUGACCUUGCUCGAUUACAGAUGGAGUACAGUGCUGUUGUUUUAGGUUAUUACGAGUUUACAACUCCAAGAUUCCUUCCCAAGGGCUUCAGCUCUUUUUAUCUUGCAUCUCUUCGUGCCUUACAAUUUGACAAUACAUAUUCUGUUGCCUGGGGAGUAGUCACAAAUCCUCGCACUGCAAGAGCACUGUCAUUUAAUGUUUCACAAUCAGUGCAUAUUGUCUUGUGGAAUACAACACUGGUGUAUACAGCAGCCACCACAGCUGACAGUGAAAGUAUCACCAAUUGGGCAUUCAAGCGAUUGGAUGAAACAGCAACAUGGAUUGAGGUUCCUGGCACCAAGAGUUUAGCUUUGAAUAAGGUUUUACAAAGUGGACCAUCUCUGAUUGUGUUUACUCCAGAUAAUCCUUAUUAUUCAGCUAAUGAUCCAUUUUCAUUGCUACGGGAGGUUUCGCUAGAUUAUUACAAUUGUGAGCAGUCAAGUCGUGUUAGCAACCUUGGACAAUAUUUGGGUUCUAUGAGAUCUAGAGGCCGUGGGCAGUUGAGACAAGCUGAAAGGAUUUGCAAGUCAUACCUUAAGGAGCAGCUCAGUGUCAUACAUCUUUCAAGACCUCACUUCAAUUUUCAAGAUGAAACCUGUUGCCGAACUAUGUCACCCUCGGACAGUAGGAGUACUGUUGACAGAAGUGAUGAAAAAGUUUGUGAUGUCUGUAUCCAUGGCCCUCCUAAACUUGAUGACACACACAGUACACACUGUUCAACUCCAAGUUCCUUUGCAGAGGAAUCAGAUCUACUUCAGCAUGUUAACAACCUUAUGACUGUCUUUAGUGAUUCGUGCCGGGAACUGAUGCUUCAGUAUACUCCUUGGCAACACUACUCGGUUUGCUGUCAGCGUAACAACACAGCAAAUGACAAAGAACCUAUUCCAAAUACAUCUAGUGAAGAAAAACUAACUGAAAGCAAUCCUGUUGAGGGAGGUCUAAAGGAUGACAGAAUUGAGAAACUUGUUGCUGUGUCUGCAGAGGAUCAGUGCAAAAGGCUAUUUCAUGGGUCUCUUUUGGCAGCUCCAGCUUUGCUAAAGGACAACCAACCAGCACCAGGUUUAACAGGGUUGGGGUGUAGAACUAACAAGUCUUUGUCAUUCGUUGCCAUUGAUUCUCUUCAUAACAAGAAUAUAGCGUUGAGAUUAGGUGUGAACAUGACGGCCAGGGAACCUCGAAAUACUGCUGCUGUCAUCGUAGAUCUUGAAAAGGAGACACAUUUUGUUAUGGAUGCUAGUUUGUCGAAGCCGACUUUAGUGAACUUCAUUCUUAACUACACAAAUGGUUUGUUAGAUAGGAAAUUAGUAUCAAGUCAUGAAGAAAAUGCAGAUUGUGAAGCAGGCCAAGUUUGCAUCAAAGAAUUGACAGCUAGCAACUAUAUGACGAUUACACAAAAACCUGGCCAGAUGGUGGUUGUACUGCAUUAUAGCAAAACCUGCGCAGCUUGUACAAGUGUAGGGCAUGUGUUCCUGUCAGUGGCUAAUGCAGCACAACACUUGCCAAAUGUUACCUUUGCGCGCAUUGACACCCUCACCAACAUCCUGCCAUGGCAUCUGUACUUUGAAAAUCUCCCAACUAUUAUAGUCCAUCCCCACUUUCGGAAAAGUGAGAGUAGAAUAUUCGACUCUACCAAUGCACUGACUCCAGCCAAUCUUCUGUCCUUCAUAGUUGCCAAUUUGGAUGCAGGUCAUCGUCUCAUGCUAGCCCUCUCUACCUGCCAAGAGGAGUGUAAGGAAAAGGUGUUACAAGCAGCAAGACUUACUACCACUCAGCUUCAUCACUCCUUAACUAUUUCAUCAGCAAAACUUCAGCAUAUAAUGGGUCUUAUAUCUAAAGUGAUCAUCGGUGAAAAGCAAGAUAAAUCCUCAGCUCACAAGACAGCACACUAUCACUUGUUAGCUUUCACAAAGGCACAUCUUGUUAGACAAAUUAAAAAGUUGAGGAUAAAGCUUGUUCACUUAAGUCAGUUAAAUAAACUUUGAGUGUUGCACUUGAGAAACAGUUACCCAUUUUCA